Messenger RNA from Aspergillus sclerotioniger CBS 115572, 2473 nucleotides. RefSeq names its product putative cell cycle checkpoint protein Rad17. The transcript has 3 exons. The coding region runs from base 239 to 2473 and encodes 744 amino acids. The record is from RefSeq and is a predicted model, not a curated record. Gene Ontology annotation, biological process: DNA damage checkpoint signaling; mitotic DNA replication checkpoint signaling; DNA repair. Gene Ontology annotation, molecular function: chromatin binding. Lineage: Eukaryota; Fungi; Ascomycota; Eurotiomycetes; Eurotiales; Aspergillaceae.
GUUAUCAAUGAGUUUCUUUUAAUGACUGUUGUAUUUCGUCGAUAUAUUUACACGAUCAUGAAAUGUCCGUGCAUCAGUAAAGCCACUGCAAUUUGCUAAAUGCUCAUGAAAUCGGGGAGCAGAACGCUUGGUCCAGAACAAGGCGCUGCUAAUCCUACCGUCCACCUGAGCCUACUUAAAGGCUUACCGUCAUCGCUAAGCUCUUCUGCCUUCCGAAUUAUCUAAGAUCUUGCAAAAGAUGAAACGCAAACACCAGGAAGAUGCUACAACAACACACAAGCCCGUGUACGGCACCUCUGGCCUCAAGAACACCGAACAGCAGUUGUUUAAUCGAACUACCGAUAAUCAACAGGAUACGGAAAUAGGAGAUGGGAAAUAUAGCAGCGAUGAUUUGAUUGAAGAUGAUUAUGACUCAUUUGACGAAAUAUUCAUUCGCCAUAUCGCGAAUGACAGAGAUACAUGGCAUGAUGAUAGGCAAGAUUAUACACCGAGAAGCUGGCUUUCUAAAGGGCCACCACCUCGCUUGCCAUGGGCGCAGCAGUUUCCUCCAACUAAUUUAGACGAACUGGCUGUCCACAAGAGAAAGGUCUCGGAUGUGAAGAACUGGCUAAUCAGUGCAUUUGCUAGGAGAGACCGACAGCUCCUAGCGCCUUUUAUUGCUACGCAGGCCUUUUCUUUACUAACAAAAGCAAAGCUACUUGUUCUUCGUGGUCCUGCAGGAAGCGCCAAAACAACUACACUCUCAUUAUUAUCGACUGUUCUAGGCUUUGAUAUCUUGGAAUGGAGGAAUCCCUCACCGUCAGAGUCUGCCACCAAAGCACAAGUAUCAAUUGCUGCUCGUUUCGAUGAUUUCCUGGAGCGUGGAAACGAGUUUCAGGGUCUCGACCUAGAUGGGGGGACUGGCUCUUCCGGAGCUAGGUACACUUAUAGCAAUGCCUACACUUCACGGCGACGUGUUAUUCUCAUUGAAGAAUUCCCAGCGCUUGCAGGUCCAUCGUCGAGUUUGAAUUCCUUCAGGCUAACCCUCUUGCGGUAUCUUGCCAUGAUAACGCAAGAAAAACCCCACCUUGAGCCCGACACCCUACAAGGCUCUCCAAUUGUCAUCAUUGUCUCAGAGACGCUUCUUGACUCUAGGUCUUUCCCGUCAGAUAACUUAACAGCCCACCGGUUGCUAGGCCCGGAACUUUAUAACCAUCCGAGGACGAGCAUUAUUGAUUUCAAUAGCAUAGCGCCGACUAUUAUGUAUAAGGCUCUGAAUUUGGUUUUGGAAAAGGAGGCUUCUCUUUCCAAGCAUGAGAGAUUCCCAAGCUCCGCCAUACUGCACAACAUCUCUAAGACGGGGGACAUUCGAAGUGCCAUUGCAUCCUUGGAAUUUGUUUGCGUGAAUCAUGAAAGGUUCAAGAAGUUGGCAGGCCCGCCUUCCAAAGCCGGGGUCUCGAAAAGAGCUACAGCAACUCUUACGCCUCUUGAAAGAGAUACAAUGGAGGCAAUAACACAGAGAGAAACGAGUCUUGGGCUGUUUCAUGCUAUUGGGAAGGUCGUAUAUAACAAACGUGUCGAUCCAGGCUCAACUGGAGGUACUCAGGUCGUCUCACCCCCAGGGCACUUAAAACAUCAUGAACGGCCACAAUUGUCCCAAGUAUGUGUCAAUGAACUUGUGGAUGAGGCCGGCAUCGAUAACCAAACCUUCAUUAGCGCUCUUCAUGAAAAUUAUGUCCCAUCAUGCAACAGUCUAUCGUUCACAGACUGCCUGGAUGGCUGCAUUGGCGCAUUAUCAGACAGCGACGUGCUGUCUUCCGACACAAGAGGACGAAGCAGGUUUGGAGGACAAGGUUUGGGUAGAUCUAAUGCCGGAGCAGACUCCUUGCGUCAAGAAGACCUCAGCUAUCAAGUCGCUACUCGAGGUAUACUGUUUGGCCUUCCAUACCCCGUGAAGAGAUCAAUGUCAGCCAAAGCAUGCCCAAGCCAUACAAAAAGCGCAUAUAAAAUGUUCUUUCCGGCUUCAUUGCGACUGCUUCGCAAUAUGGAAGAGAUACAAGACCUUAUAGAUUUAUGGUCAAACAGACUACUGGACCCAUUCGGGAAUGAUAGAGCCGAGAAGGCCGCUGGCCUAGGUAGUCGCGGCAGUGAAUCAACUGCGGCUGUUACCAUGAUAUCACGCAGUGAUCUCAUACUUCAUCAACUGCCAUAUUUGGCUAUAUUAGGGGGCAACCCAGGGCAUUUGAAAGAACUCGUGAAGAUCACCGGGCUCCGUGGAAACAAGUUCCAAAGCAUUGCCCCGGACAACGAGAUAUUUGACAAGUCAGUUGAAUUGCCUUCAGUGGCAUCCAAUAUUCGGCGAAGGAACUCUCCGUUAGAAACCCCAUCACGAAUAAGUCGGCGCAACAGCAAUGCCUUUGGACCCCGGCUUCCUCCAUCUCUUGAAGAGGAGGGGCUUAUUCUGCUCGACGAUGAUAUUGUAGAUGACUACUGA